CGCAGUCUCAGUCGAGUGCCGCCUGCGCCGCACCGCGGACCCAAAGCCACUUUCUAACCGCUCGCCAUUGCAUUCGAACUUCGAACGGUAUCCACACCUAUCAGCGCGAUGCUGCCGUUAUUCCAAUUUUAAACUUUUCACUUUUGUCUUAAAAAGAAAACACAAACUUUUUUUAUUUUCUGCAUUAUUUCAAAGCUAAGAAAAUUUUUUGUUUCCAAAAUCAAAGUGAAGUGACGAAAUAAGUUGCGUACUCUUUCUUUUUCUAUUUAUAAAUAAAUACUAUGAGAAUUUAGUGCAAAAGUGAAUUAUGCUACAGCCAAGAUUACCCGGAUUUUGUGGAAAAAUGAGGGCUGAAACAAUUAGUGCGAGAUGGAGCUUUGUGUUGGUUGCGGUUGUGUUAAGCGCUGCGCUUGUGAGAUGUCAAGAUAUAUAUGAAAAUGAAUCAAUUGAAGCAACGAGGAUAAAAAGAGAAGGGGUCCCGGAAAACAGGGCCUUCAACACUAAUGCGAUAGUUUACGAUAAUUCUCCUUGGAGGCCUGGACGGGAUAUGAUCGUGGAACGACCUGUUCCAGAAGAGGAUGAAAGGAAAUUGAAGAAACUGGCAACUAAAAUUAUGUCCAACGGAGUAGAGGUCUUAGUGAAAGAUAAAAAUCCCGAUGGCAAACCCGAGCAGACCAAGUUCAUGGAAGUAAAAACUAUUUUACCGACUGCACCAAUAAGUGCAUUUGCAAGCUUAGCUAAAAUCGAGAAAAGAAUAGACAAUCAAGAAGGUGACAACUUUGAUUUGAUACAGCCAUCUGAAUUGAGUCACACUCCUUGUACAACUUCAUGUUCUUGUUCUAACACGGAAACAGAAGGUUUAAAGACUAAAUACAUAAACGAGGAUACAUCUGUUCUACAAAAAUACGGUUACAAAACAUCAAAAUACGGAGGUACCAAAUUGGACUUAAGACCUACCCACAAAGAAACUCUUGAUAAGAAAACACAAUAUGGUCCUUAUGAAUAUGAAACGAGCUCACACACAGCGCCCACAGAUAAAAUAGUUGAAAAAUAUACGGAAGUUGUCAAUGACUACUCUGAUGAAAAAGAUAGCAGCAGUUCAGUGGAAGAAAGUGAAUUAUUAACAAACGAACAGGCUCCAUCCCCACCUAAUAAUAAAUUAACUACAAAUAAAGUACCUGACAAAAACAAACCAGAGAAAAUUCAAAAACCUAAUAAAAAUAAAUUUGCUGUUGCAGACUUGCUGAAACUUGGUAGUUUAGGUAUUAAAGGCUUAUCUCAGUUAGCACCCGUAUUUGAAAAAAUGACUGGAGGAUUUAUAAAACGUCAAGAUACAGUUAACAAAACGACUUCUACUACUACUUUGAAACCAGUAGAAAAACUUACAGCAUACAGCGUGAAUAAAAGAGUAGAUACCGAUUUUGAAAUAAAACCAAACCAUUUCCCUAUUUACAUACCUGUGGAUGAGUUAGAAACAUCUGAGUCUCAAAUAGCUUUUACUAAUGCAACAUUGCAUCAAAACUUAGCAUGGGCAGCAGAACAUAAACAACCUAAAGCCCACAUAGUACCGCCUAAAAUAAUUCAUGAAAGCCCCCUUGUCAAUGGUGGAAUACCGAUUAGUCCUGGUGAGAUAAUUACAGCUAAUUCAGAUGUGAUAGUCGGAAAGCCAGCAGUAGGUGGGCCUCUGACCUUAGGUGCAAGUGGUUUCAAAUUACAAAAUCCAGUAAAUCCACCUAUUGGAGACAAUUUUGCUGCCGGAAAUGAAGAGUAUUUAAUACAAGAAAAGCCCCCGUUUAGUGAACAAGCUCUACUAGCAACAAAGAUUGAUGAUUCAUUUGAUCUAAGACCACCAGAAAUUCCUCGAGUAAAACCCAAGCCAAACCGAGUUCAUACUUUAAGACCAAAUACGAAUUUACACAUGAAACAAAAUUAUUCGCCGCCAAAUAAUAUCCCACAUCUUUCUUCAUCUAUUGUGAAAGUUCAAAAUGACAAUUUAAUGAAAACAGAACAUAUUAAAAAUACACAUACUAUAUUGGGAAAUCAUGGUCGACCUGCCUUUUUAGAUUACAUUCCAUCAUUAGCCAAACCAACAUCGCCAGCAGUUCAACAUCAUAUUGAUUUUCGACCUCUAAAUGAUGGUUUAAUAGAAGAAGAAAUCUUAGAUAAUAACCCAAGUUCAUCUGAAAUUAUAAAUACAAGAGUGAAAUCAGAUAAUAACUACGCAAUAAGUAGCAAUGUUGAUUCAAACAAGCCGUUUUUAGUAGAUAUUCAACCAUCAAGAGUCGCCAAUGUGCUUAUACCCCAUGGAAGUUCGACGGCUUUGGUAUUUGCAGGAUCAUCUGAACCUCAUAAAACUGGUGAUUACGUUGAUGACCCUUUGCCUUACCCAGAACCAGGAUAUUUUGGAAGUUUCAGUAUUGACGCCCCACAAAUGACUAACGUGCAUAAUGUAGCUCCAAACAGUAACAAACAAUUUGAUCCUAGACCUAAUAAUAACCCAGGUACACCAGAAUCCAUUAAAACUACGUCACCAUCGUACAAAGAUCGACCUUUUAAAAACGACUUAAAAGUAAAAUGGAAAGAUUCGAAGCGUCCUUAUGACUUUAAGAUUCCUCCACCAAUUAGCAACCAAGAAACACAUGUACAGGUAGGACCUCAAAUAACUGUAUAUAACCCGGAUAUAUAUCGUCCAAAUAAUAACGGUGAUUUUGAAAAAUAUCCACCCGUCAGAGGUGAUCACUACAAAAACAAAGAUGUGAUUGAUAAAGAAUAUGAAAAUUAUUUGGCAGUACCACCUCCUCCACCUCCAAAAGCCCAUUUUAAUUCUGAUACGAUGUAUGACAGCAAUAAGAAUAAACCCCAUAUUCAAAGACCAAUUGUUCAUAACAAACCUAUACAAGAUAUGAAAGUAUUUCUUAAUGUUCAACACCCGGUUCCAAAUCUUGAACAAUCACCUCCUAAAGUUACUUCUGAAAUUUAUUUUGCAGCGCAAGCACCUAAUACCAAACCAUCUCCUACGUACACUAUUCAUAUUCCUCCUGCACAUCCAACAAAAAUGUAUGGUAAUCAAUAUUCUCAAAAUAAUGGGCUGAAUAAAGUGCAACAUAAAAAUCCGAAUUUUAAUUUAGUCCAUAAUUCAUUCCCGGCUUAUUCUCCUUCUGUUGUGAAUAACAAAACAGUGCAGGCUAACGAAAUUCAACACAAUGAUAAUACCUAUUCGGUGACUUUAAAUACUGCCACAAAUAUUGCAAAUAAUAUUGGUGAUUCCGGGAAAGUAGUUGGAUCGAGUAUGUCUGUACCUAUUGGGUCAUCAACAAAUGUUGGAUUAAUGAAUACAGAUAUUCCAAUCGGCACAAACUUUGCAAUAAGGGUAGAAGAUGAUUCAAUACCCUUUGAAUCUUACCACCAAGAAAAACAAGAAAAUCUUGGUGAAUUUGAAAAACCAGACCAUUUAAAUAGUCAUACUAAUUUUGAUAAAGUAAAUGAUAACAGAUGGAAUAAUAGUACUAGUGAUAAAAUAGAAGUAAAGUAUCCAAGUAUUAUAAAAGGUAGUAGUUUGAUUAACGACAAGAAAAUUAUACCACCUUCUCAAAAUAGUCACGCUAAUUUCCCUAUGAUCAAUGAUUAUGCAUCGUCAAAAAAUACAGAUGACGGUGUCAAACCAGUCACAGAAAUUUCACAAGAAGUUACACCGAUUAUUCAACAGAGACCUCCUAAAGUAAUUCCAAAUAUACCUACUAAUUCCCACGGAUGGUACUCGAGUGUUCUAAUGAAUGAUAACACUUUGAGCCAUAUUAAUAAUAUAAGGCUAGAAUCAAGCACUAGAAAAGCAAUCCCAUUAUUGCAAGAUUACAACAUAAACGGUGUUCCUGAUUUUGGGCAAAAAAUUUCAAGUGUUGGUAAACCUCCUUCAGAGUUUUGGCCUCAGAAUACAAGCGCCAAGCCUGAUCAGGUCAGUUUUAGUAUAGGGAAACCCUUCAGUAAGCCGCAAACGGAAAAACCCAGUGUGAGUUCCAUGCAACAAAAACAAAAGAGUAAGCAGCCAUUAAAUAAUUUUAAUUAUGUGCCAUCUAAUUUUAACUUUGGCUCUAUAAGACAGCCAGCUUACGAUAUACCUAUAAGAGAUAAUAGUGAAGAAACGACUACAGUAAAGCCUACGAAAUCAACAACAGAAAUAAUUAAACAAGUUUAUGAAGAUUCUGAGGAGAUUUAUGAUGGUGAAGAGGAAUCUGAGAACAAUGGUGAGCUGGAUGGUGAAGUAAGUCAAGAGUCCAUGAAAGUUCCCGUUGUUAGCACUUCAAGUGAAAUCGACAAUGUAUCUAAAUCGUCAACUGAAUUAACGUUAUUGCAGGAUGAAGUAUAUGAUUCACCAACACAAACUACGAAAGAAAAGCCUGUUCAAUUUGUAGAUUUUAAUCCAGGAACGCAGACUGAAAAACCUUUUAAGCCAUCAAAUAAAACUAACAUUUUCCAAUCGAAUUCGAUAAAACCAGUGUAUGAAGAUAAUUCAUACAUGAAACCAAGACCAUUUACUAUUAAUACAGCAAUAACGUUAGAUCAUCAAUUACAGCAGCCGCAUUGGCAAAUUAACCAAUUAAUGGAAAAUUCCACAAAUAUGUCUUAUGAAGAGAAUUUAGAAUUAAAUAUUGGUGAAGAAAUUAAUAAAGUAACUUCAACAACAAAAAGACCUUCGACUACCAAACGACUUGUUUCUACAAAACAGUCUCCGUCAACUCAAAGAAGUCCACCGUUCCGACACCCUCAGCCUGAUCUCAAAUACAAACGACCACCGAGACCGAUAUUUACACGCCCUAAAAAUAUUUCUCAACCUAACGAAUCAAAUAUAAUAACAUCAACUGUUCAUAUUCAAGAUAAGACACCAUUAAUAGUCGAAAAAGCUUCAGAAAAAGCAACUCUAUCACCUUACACAAUUACAGGUGACUUAGAUUUAAACAGAUCCUCUAGUGAAAUAAUUGAUUUAUCUCCUCCGCCACCUACAAUGGAUUAUGAUUUCAAACCUUCAACAAAUGAUGAAAUUAUUAUGGGCAUGAGUCCACCACCGCCUAGAACACCUUCAGCAAUCAGACCUAUUACAAGGCCUCCUGUUACUUCUCGACCAGUUCUACCAAUAAGAACACCACCACCAUAUAGGACAAAACCACCAAGAACUCUACCUCCUAGAGUACCAACUACACAAAGACCUAAUAGAAAACCAACUACAUAUAGGCCACCGUAUGAUUUUACUUUUAACUUUCUUUCUACUCAACUAUUGCCUCCUCCUAAAGAAAUUCCCACGAAAGUAGUUGUGAAUGAUAUGUCUGGGCCAACAAUUAGUACCCCUUCGUUUUCUAACGUCGUCUUCCCGUCUCCAAUUUCUUCAGGGUGGCUAACGUCCUCUGGGGUGGAAUUCUCAUCAAGCUUUAAUUUUGGUCCCUCAUCUGUACAAUUCCCGGAAUUUACAAAACCAACCAAAUUACCAGAAGUCAUUGAAAUAUCACACUCAGACAGUUCCAAUUCAUAUGAAACAGAAACUUCAUCUGAGCACAUUGAUAUUACAAGUACAGAAAGGCAUGUAACGGAAGACAGAAUCUUUACAACGUCAAAAGAAAUAAGCACAGAACAUACUACAAAAACAUCAACUACUUCAACUUCAAGUGAGAAUGAAAACGAAAAUGAUUCUGAUAAAAAAGAAUACAGUCAAGAAGAAGUAACCACUGAUAAAAUGAAAGUCAUUCCAAUCAACAACAAAAAUAGGACACGUAAACCAUAUCCUCUUCGUAAUGAUAAUAAAAAAAUAACAAGUAAAUCCAAAUGGCCUUCUAUUGCUACACCAGUAAUCAAGCCCACAAAGACAAACUAUCGCCCAGAUGUAGCAUAUCCAACACGACACGUUUCUACUAGAAAGAUUGUUAGACCUAUUCCAACACGUGUUUCGAUAGAUUUAGCUUCGCAAGCUACAUCCACGAGUAUUUUAGAAAGCUCGGAAACAUUUAUUGAUGAUAUGAUGGUUAAACCAACUGAUGUACUUCAGAGUCCUGGAUUGCCCUCUAUUUCGCGAUUAGACGUAUCAAGCUUUGUAGAAAAAACGAGUUCUAACAUAAUCACACCCAGCUUAGAUGAUGUAUUAUCAAGCGUCAGGGCAACGCAUCAUGCUGGUAAUGAAAUAAAAAUAUCAGACGAAGUUUUACCAACAAAGACAGAGUACAAAACUACAGUCAUUACUUUAACGAAAACUUUAUCAGAACCACCUAAAACAAUUUCAAGUAUAAAUUACGUUAACCUAACACACACAUUGACUGUCACUCAUACUAAGACAAGUCUUGUUAGCCAAUCAGAAGGUGCUGUUACACAAACAUUAGUUUUAACGAAUACUCAUACUUCUACCAUAGUAGAUGUUGUAACAGAAGUGCAUACACAGGUACAACCAACAACAAUAAUCGAGACGGUGACAAAACAUAUUCCUGUACCUCAAGUAGAACCCACGAGUGUAAAAGACGUGCCACUUAAAACGCAGCUGCCUUUAGACGAUAUUUCUAUGUCCUAUGAAGAUAAUGAUAAUUUGAUAUUCAAGGACAAAGAAACUACGGAGAAUGUACAAAAGAUAGAAACCGAAGGUGAAGGUGAUAAUGAUACAUUCUUCGUUGUAAUGAAUAAAUCUCAAAACGGUGGUCACGCUCCACCAAUUAGCACUGAUAUUGAAACUGAAGAUUACGAUGGGGUUACAAGAAAUGAACAAGUGAAUAAUAAUGGAGUAUCACAAGUACUAUUUGGAGAAAUACUUCUAGCUGGAACCCCCUACUUAGAAACUACAAAUGUUGUUAAUACUGCAGGUGUUUCUUAUGGUAAAGAGUGUCAUCCGGACUGUAAAGCAUCUCGUAAUGAACGUUGCCAUAGAAUUGAUGGAAUCAUGAAAUGUGUCUGUAGACCAGGCUUCGCUAGAAUGUUCCCGGAUAGGCCUUGUAAACCAACAUACACAUACUCAGUUAAACUAGCUCUUGGCUCUCAAGGAAAUGAAAGCCUUCAAUUCCACGAAAGUCUCUCUGACAACACUAGCAAACAGUACCAUGCUUUGGCGAUGGCUUCACAUGAGGGUAUCAACAGAAUGGUGAUGCAGUCAGACUUGAGAGAUGUUUACCACGGAGUUCAUAUCACCGGCUUUCAACCAAUACAGAUUAAGAAACCAGAUGGAGAGAUGUACCAAGGCGUGAUGAAUGAUUUCUAUGUACAGCUUUCUGACAACGCACAUGAGAGUCGUCUCAAGGAAGUGAUAGAGAAAUACUUAAGGAACAACAACUACAGUUUGGGUGGUACGGACGUCCUUGCAGCUGCUGACCUUGUUGAUAGGUUGAAUGUCAGUGACUUUGAUGAGUGCAAGAGCGGUCAAUUCCAUGACUGCUCAGAGCAUGCUCAGUGCUUCAACCUGAGAGGGACUUACACUUGUAGCUGUUUGGAGGGCUUCGCCGAUCUCAGCGUCAACACUCUCUACCCUGGGAGAAUAUGUUCAGCUGAACCGGUUGGGUGCGAAAGGUGCAAUUACCACGGAGCUUGCUACACACGCGACGAUAGGCGGGUGCUAUGCGAAUGUUUCCAGUGGUACGCCGGCAGCUCGUGUCAAAUCAAUCUCAAAGUGGUGCUGAUCUCCCUAGUGGUGGCCGGUGCUUUGCUGUCAGUGGUUCUAGCAGCGUGUGCCGUCCUCUCUUGUAAGAGGCCGCGUCGUCAGCCGCGCUCUAUUGUGACUUGCAUACAGAGCAUGCCUGCUCUACACCAGGCUGCUAUACCUUCGAAGCAAAGAGCGGAUCGGAGGGCUCUCAUCACGGAGAGAGAGGCUGGAGAUGCGUCUAGUAUCCAAAAUGCAUCACUACCUUAUAUGCCGUCUAAGCGCUCGUCUCCCGGCAAGAAGUGUGUGAUCUCCGAGCCGCCAGCGCACGAUCCGCCGCCGCCCCCGCCCGCCGUGCUCAUCCCGCGCGCGCGCCUCCACCCGUUGCACGGAGACAGUCGGGAGAAUAUAUCCAAGAAAUUGAGUUUGGAGUUGAGCAGUGAAGCUAAGCUGAUCAGCUACUUGGAAUCGGGUGCGGUAAUUAACAAUGACGAGAUGAGGAGAAAACAUAGCAUGGAGUCCUCUUAUAGCGCGAACAAGGACAGACAUAAUAAACAAGGAGCUCUAGUGUCAGCUGGUUUUAAAGUAUCAACAACCAUCAGGCCUGAUGAAGGCGGAAAGGACGAUAGAGAUGACAUGUCUUCUGUGCGCAAGGGAGACUUGGAGACAGACCUUUCAAGAUUUGACUCGCUUAGGAAAGCCUACAGCCAAGAAGAAUUGUCAGAAUGGACUGACGCAGAAAGAAGAAUUGGAGAGUUGACUUUAUCAGAAGCUCGUUCAGUAGGAGGCACUUUGCCAGCCAGCACUGGCAGAGCAGCAUCAUCUACUCGUCUCACCCAUCAGGAGGCCAACACGAUGGCUGAACGAGACCUCGGCUCCACUUUCCUACUGCCGCACGUGCACCUCUAUAAGCCAGACCUUACGAGUGACGUAUCUGAAUUUGAUUCCCUGUAAACUACGAACAAGUCAUAAAUAUAGUGUAAGAUUGUACUUAAAUACUUGUAAUUUUUUCAUCUGUGAAACUUUGAAAUUUUUUACUUUAACCACCAAAGGAAGACUUUAUUUAUUGACUAUUUAUUCUUAUUGUUGAUAAUUUAUGCAAUGUUAAUAAAAUAAUUUGUACACAACAGCAUGAUUGAAAAUUUUAUAUUAAAAUGCCAUAGUAAAUUUAAGCAUAACUAGUUUUAAGACAUCGUAAGCGUGACGAAUGAAAAUAAUUUGAAUGAGAAAUCAAGAAAGAAUGUAUAUUUUUGUAAGUUAUACGCUUGGAUUUCUCGUUUGAAGCAUUUUCGUUCUAAAAAUUUAAAAUUUCAUUACAUUUUUCAGUGCCAACUCAUGACAUUUUGUGUAAGACAUCAGUACUUUAUUGUAUUUUUUUUACCAGUUCUCUAGACAUAUUUCAAGAGAGAGAGAGAGAGGCAAAAUAGAGGCAUUUUUUUUUACUUUUGUAAAUUUUAGUGAGACGUGGAUAUAUUAAAAGGCUCAUAUUUAAAUGAUUUUAAAAGCAAAUAGUAAUUGAUUUUCGAAAUUAUAAAUUUUUUAACCUAACUUUUAGGUUACAAAUUGUAUUAUUUAGAUGACCAUUUACUAUUGUUUUGAGGAUCAUUUAAAUAUUUACAAUAUUAAAUUGUUAUUCUAAUUGAACAUAAUUUAAUUGUAAGUUUUGUUGAUAAAUGAUUUAUUCUCGAA
Molecule: messenger RNA, 9286 nt
Organism: Chilo suppressalis (striped riceborer)
Lineage: Eukaryota; Metazoa; Arthropoda; Insecta; Lepidoptera; Crambidae
Source: the annotation of a GenBank genome assembly